Cucurbita moschata (crookneck pumpkin) is the source of this 1703-nucleotide messenger RNA. RefSeq names its product 26S proteasome regulatory subunit 6A homolog. NCBI's taxonomy places the organism in Eukaryota, Viridiplantae, Streptophyta, Magnoliopsida, Cucurbitales, Cucurbitaceae. The coding region runs from base 109 to 1380 and encodes 423 amino acids. Gene Ontology annotation, cellular component: proteasome regulatory particle, base subcomplex. The record is from RefSeq and is a predicted model, not a curated record. The transcript is spliced from 10 exons. Gene Ontology annotation, biological process: proteasome-mediated ubiquitin-dependent protein catabolic process. Gene Ontology annotation, molecular function: ATP hydrolysis activity; ATP binding; proteasome-activating activity.
UCCUUUUUCUUUCCCUUCACUUCUUCUUCUUCUUCUCCUCUCCGUUUCUGCUCGUCUCGUUUAAUUUCCUUCAAUUUCUGCAACUCAACUCAAUCGAGUUUUAUCCUCAUGGCGACGGCUAUGGUUGAAGAUUCCAACUUCGAGGACGAUCAGCUUGCUUCUAUGACCACCGACGACAUUGUUAGGGCUUCGCGUCUGCUCGACAAUGAGAUCCGAAUUCUCAAGGAAGAAGUGCAAAGAACAAAUCUGGACUUGGAAUCACUCAAGGAGAAGAUAAAGGAGAAUCAGGAGAAGAUUAAACUCAAUAAGCAGCUGCCUUACUUGGUCGGGAACAUUGUCGAGAUUUUGGAAAUGAACCCAGAAGAUGAAGCAGAGGAAGAUGGUGCAAAUAUUGAUCUUGAUUCGCAAAGGAAAGGAAAAUGUGUUGUCCUGAAGACCUCCACUCGUCAGACUAUCUUUUUACCUGUUGUCGGGCUUGUAGAUCCUGAUAAGCUAAAGCCAGGUGACUUGGUUGGUGUAAACAAGGAUAGUUACCUGAUUUUGGAUACUCUGCCGUCUGAGUAUGAUUCUCGAGUGAAGGCUAUGGAGGUUGAUGAGAAGCCAACAGAAGACUACAAUGACAUUGGAGGGUUGGAAAAGCAGAUACAAGAACUCGUGGAGGCCAUUGUCUUACCCAUGACUCAUAAAGAGCGAUUUCAGAAACUUGGAAUUCGUCCACCUAAAGGUGUGCUUUUGUAUGGGCCUCCUGGAACUGGUAAAACUUUGAUGGCACGUGCGUGUGCAGCACAAACGAAUGCUACCUUUUUGAAGUUAGCUGGCCCACAACUUGUUCAGAUGUUCAUUGGGGAUGGAGCAAAACUUGUUCGAGAUGCUUUUCAGCUUGCAAAAGAAAAAUCCCCAUGCAUCAUUUUUAUUGAUGAAAUUGAUGCUAUUGGAACAAAGAGAUUUGACAGUGAAGUAAGCGGAGACAGGGAGGUGCAGCGAACCAUGUUAGAGCUACUCAAUCAACUCGACGGGUUUAGCAGCGAUGAACGCAUCAAGGUUAUAGCAGCAACAAAUCGUGCUGAUAUUCUUGAUCCCGCGCUCAUGCGUUCUGGUCGAUUAGAUCGAAAGAUUGAAUUCCCUCAUCCUACUGAAGAAGCAAGGGCUCGAAUCAUGCAGAUCCACUCGAGGAAGAUGAACGUCCACCCAGACGUUAACUUCGAAGAACUAGCUCGAUCCACUGAUGAUUUCAAUGGUGCACAACUAAAAGCAGUUUGUGUUGAGGCAGGCAUGCUGGCUCUCCGCCGUGAUGCUACUGAGGUGAACCAUGAGGACUUCAAUGAAGGUAUCAUCCAGGUUCAAGCCAAGAAGAAAGCAAGCUUGAAUUAUUAUGCGUAGAGCUAUCGACAAAGCCCGACCAUCACGGAGAUGGCAAAUCAAGAGUUUAAGCAGGAAGGUCGUCGACAAAAACCCGACAGUAGAAGCUCAACUUUCGCACUCGUUCGUGUUCUUCGCCCUGAGGUAUGUACUGGCCAGGGAGAUCAUGAUGAUGAUGCUUCUCUAAAGAUUGUUAUUUCUUCCAUUGGAAAUUCCUGGGUUUUAUAUUAUUAUUAGUUUUCUAUAUGUUGUGAAAACUUAGAGCUUCAUAACUCUUGCACCAAAUGAUAGAAUGAUGUUAAUUGUUCUUUGUGUUGUAAGAAAAGCUUCUAAAGCUUACACGA